GUAAUAGAUGCAUUUAGUCAAACAUUUAGCAAGAGAUGUAUUUGGUCGCUCUCAUCUGUGUUUCAAUAUUUCUUUAAUCAUUUUAUUUUCUUUCCAUCUUCUUCUUCUUCAAUGAGCAUUUGUUGUUCAUAUGAAAUCAAGUCAACGGAGCUUCCUGUUUGCCAAGUUCAUUCUUGUUUUCUAAGAUAUAAUAUUUUUGAUUCUCCAAUCUCUGUUUUCUAACUUGCUUACAUCAAAAGAUCCCAUCAUUUUGGCAAAGAUUUGCCUUUUCUCUGAGCUCAAAGAACAUCCACUUCAGUCAACUCUGGUCCUGGAUCUGUUUUCCCACAGUUUCAGACCAAACCCACAUCAAAAGCUUCAAAUCUUGAAUCUAGUUAUGGUAGCAGAAGACCAAAGCCUUGAGAACACCGGAUCCAUCCACGUGGUCAAAGAACAAAGUCGUUUCUGUAAUGUACUGUGUGGUCCAGUUCGAUGGAUAAAGAUGCUGUCCAAAGAGCUUCACUGGAGCUUUGUCUUCGGCGUGGUCUCACUCUACGGAAUAAACCAAGGCCUCGGCGGCUCAAUGGGCCGUGUAGCAACAGAGUACUACAUGAAAGACGUUCAAAAAGUUCAACCCUCUGAGUCUCAAGCCCUCACAGCAAUCACCAAGAUCCCAUGGAUCAUCAAACCUCUUUGGGGCAUUCUCACCGAUGUUCUCCCCAUCUUUGGCUACCACAGACGCCCUUACUUCAUUUUGGCAGGUGUCCUUGGAGUGGUCUCUAUGCUGUUCAUUUCGCUUCAUAGUAAUCUGCACCUUUACUUUGCACUUAUGUGGAUGACGUUAUCAAGUGCUGCGAUGGCUAUAGCUGAUGUGACUAUUGAUGCUUGUACUGCUUACAAUAGCAUCAAACAAAGUGCUCUUGCUUCGGAUAUGCAGAGCUUAUGCAGCUUAAGCUCUUCCAUUGGUGCACUUGUUGGUUACUUCAUGAGUGGUAUCUUGGUUCAUCUUGUUGGCUCCAAGGGGGUGUUUGGCUUGCUGACAUUACCGUUUGCUUUAGUAUCUGUGGUGGGGAUUGUGUUUAGUGAGUCACAUGUUCCUGGUUUCUCUUACAAACAGGUGAACCAGAGAUUUACAGACGCAGGGAGAGCAAUGUGGAGGACAAUGAAGUGCUCAGAUGUAUGGAGACCUUGUCUGUACAUGUACAUUUCACUUGCUCUUAGUUUGAACAUUCAUGAAGGUCUCUUUUAUUGGUUCACAGAUUCAAAGGAUGGUCCUAUGUUUGCUCAGGAAACAGUUGGUUUCAUUCUCUCAAUUGGUUCAGUUGGGUCUAUUCUAGGAGCGACAUUGUACCAGCUAGUCCUAAAGGACCAUCCCUUCCGUGGACUUUGUCUAUGGACACAACUUCUCUUUGCCUUAUCAGGAAUGCUUGACCUCAUUCUUGUCCUGCGUCUCAACUUAAAGUUUGGCUUACCAGACUAUCUAUUUAUAGUAGUGGACGAGGUGGUUUCUCAGAUGAUAGGACGUUUGAAAUGGAUGCCGCUGCUUGUCCUCACUUCAAAGCUUUGUCCUCAUGGGAUUGAAGGGACUUUCUUUGCGCUGCUGAUGUCUAUUGACAAUGCAGGGAUCAUGACUUCUUCUUGGCUUGGAGGAGUGUUGUUGCAUGUUCUUAAGGUGACGAGGACUGAGUUUGGUAACAUCUGGCUUGCGGUUUUGGUUAGGAAUGUGAUGAGGCUUUUGCCGCUGUUUGUGUUGUUUCUUGUUCCUAAGGGAGAUCAGAACACGUUUAAGCUCCCAAGUGAGAUCAUGGGGGUAGAUCCAGAAGAGGGAGAUGAGAAAGAAGAGGCUAGGAAUUUGGAGAUGGCGUCUCUUGUUCAUUCUGUUGAUAGAAGAUAGCUACUACAGUGUUCUCUUAUUGUAGACAAAAUGUGAAGCAAAUGCUUCAGUUUUUUACAGCAUUUUCUCUGAAGUGCAAAUUUUUCUCAGUAUACAUAACAUGUGUUGUCAUUUUUUUGAAUCUAUCUCUGUCUCUAAGUCUCCCUUUGUCUCUGUACCUGUCUCGGUCCAAGGCAUGAUCUCUCUGCUUGGUUUCCAGGCUUCUCUUUCUGCUCUGUUAUAGAUUUACCUGAGGGGUUCACUGGACCAUAACGAACAUGAACAUGGCCAUGUCCUGGACUAGACCAUACUCAAAUGCUAAUUUUAAUGUUUGAGACGCACUCAGCACAUGUUUAAUGCCCAAGUUACACAUGAGUAUAAAAAACUGAGCAAAAGAAAUUGCAGACAGGGAGCCACGUUUCCCUUAUCAAUACUAUUAAAAGGGAAGAAGUCCUAAAAAAUCUACUUAAAAUAAAUCAUAAGUUGGACCAUUUCAUUCAACUAGAAUUUCUGUUAUUUCUCAUAUUACUAUUUUAAUUAUUCUUCAUUAAAGGCAAGUUAGUCAUAAAAAAAUGGUAUUAACCUAAUUCUCUACAUAUACGUUUACUAUAUACGCAUUAUUCCAUCAUAAUUAUUUUAUGUUAUUAUUAAAUAAUAUCCACCUUAUAUUUAUAUAUAUGGUUAUUUAGUUAUUUGUGAUUUAUUUAAUAGUUAAUACCUUCGGAGACUAUAAACAUAAUACAAUAUCCAUUGUAAAAAAAUUGCAUCUUUUACAGAGAUCAACCAUUAAUUUAUAUCAACCUUAUUAACUAAACUGAUUUCACUAACCAUGUUAUAUAUAUGAACACUUCAACAUUAUCAUUCACAAACUAAACGAUGUUUGUCACAACUUAAUAUUCUAAAAUGGUUGUAUUAUUUAAUACCAAACCAGUUUCUAUACGAAUCUAUAGAUAUGAUUAUGGUCUACAUAAAACAUGUUCGAUCUUUCCAUCUGCUAUAUUUUCAGAAAAUGGUUAUUUAUCUUCGGUUAUGUUAGAUAUUUAGUCUAACAAAUUAUAAAUCGGUUAGUGAUAAUUUCUAAAAACUUUGAAAACACUUUAUUAUUUAUUAACACUAUAUCAAUACUUUAAAAUAGGUUAGCAGUAGAAUUGUGUUUUAGAACAAAAUCUACUUCUUUUAAAACAUAAUAUUAUUUUGAAAAUAGUUUUGAUACUAUGUGUUAUAUUAAAAAUAGUUAUAUAUAUAUAUAUUUGAAAUAAAUAAUUAUAUACAUAAAUUAUACUUUUGGUUAACUAAAUUAUUUAUCAACCAAAUAAAAAUAUUCGGGUUAUUCAUGUUUUCGGGUUAUCUGGUUUAUAAAUAGUAUUUUAGGAUAUUUGGUUAUUUAAAAUUGAAUGUAAUUAAUAUUUUUAAAUAUAUAAUUUUUUAUUUAAAAAUUCAGGUACUCAUUUAGUUAUCGGUUCGAUUUCAUUUUUUCAGUCAUAGAUAUAUGAUUUGCUCUAUUAUUUAUGCAGUUCAGUUUAAUUUUGGUUUUUCAGUUUGGUACGGUUUGGUCCGUGGUUUUGGAUAAAUAUGCUCAAACUUAUACAAUAUCUUAUAUAGAAAUUCGUUUAAAAUAUAUUUAAUUACAAAUACAAACCCGCGCUUUCUAAGCGCGGAUCAAAAUCUAGUUGUUGCAUUAUAAGUGGAUGUAAGAAAUUAAAUAUUUUCUUAAUCACUUCGAAUACAUUGAUGAAGUAUUAAAUUUGGAUGUAAUAAACUCUCUCCAUUUCAAAAUACUUUAUGUUUUCGUAAAAAUAAUUAUUUCAAAAAGAUACCUUUUGUAUUUUUAUUAUCUGAUAAUGUGAUAAAUUGUAAAAUUUGAAAAUUCUUUGUGUUUAUUAAACUUCUAUUAAUUAAAAUUUUAUGGGAAAUAGUUAAUUACCAAAUAAUAUAUUUAUAAUUAAAAUUAAAAAUAUUUUAUUAAUAUAUAUGAAAACUUUAAAACAUGAAUCAGUUUGAUAUAGAAGGAACAGAGGAAUUACAAUUUAUAUUAAAAUAAUAAUUUAAGUUUAAAAGUGUUGAAGCUUCAAAAAGCAUGAUAAACAAGUUACAGAAUUAUCAAAAUUAUAUUUAAAAACAGUAAUUUCAUUCACCAGUUAUUACAUAUGGCCUUAACCGCUAGUUUAGGCUUUAUCCCUAAUUAAACUAUGAUUAACAAGUUAUAGAAUAAAUUGUCUUUAAUGAACCCAUCUUCACGUGAGACGUUAACUCAUGAUAGUUUUGGAACUAAUUAAGGUACCAAAAGAAACCAUGUCGACGAGAAAAGAAAAAAAACUUGUAUUUUAUUAAAUUGUAAACGUUACAAUAACAUUCAUAUCAAUCGAUCACUAUAUAUUAUCUAAGAUACCAAUCCCAAAAAGAAGCAACCAAAAAGAAGAAAAAAAAGAAGAUAAAUUGUAUUUCAACGCAAAAAAGAAUGGAGAAUAAGGCAUCAGUCAUGGGAUUUCUCUUAAUCACUACUUUGAUAUCAUCUACUUAUCCAAGUUUAGCCACAGAAAAUGACGACAAACCAUUGAUUGAUCCUGACACCAGUCUAGAUGAAGCAUUUGCACGCUCCCCGGGUUCAGAAGAAUACAAUAUUAAUGCGUUCAACAGUGUACCAGCACCAGAAGCAAACUAUUUCAUGAAGAACUGUGCUAAGACGAGGGAUGUUAAGUGUGACGACGAAGUACUGCUUGAUCUUUUUAAAAACGAACCUAUGUCGAGAGAAUGUUGUCUCAUGGUAUUGCACAAUGGGGAAGGUUGUAACAUGUUAUUUGCGAAGUUCAGCUCCAGGUUGUACCAACUAAGACGUUUCACCUCCGUUGCCAAAAUUCUUCUUUUGAGGACUGGGAAAAUUUUGAGCAGAUGUUCUGCUGAAACUUCUACACCAUUGUCUGGUUAAAAAUGUAAUUGAUUCAGUUCAAAAAAAAAUGUAAUUGAUAUUAUUAUUAACUAAUGAUUCCAAAUCAUUUCCAAUUCAACUGUUUAUAAUAAUUCAAUAUCGAUAUAUAAUUUCUGAUUGUUUUUUUUUAUUCUAUCAAAUAUGAAAACUGCAUUGCAAGCAAAUGUGAUUAUUAGUUAUUAGAUAAAUUUUGGAGAACCUACAAAAAAAAGAGAUAAAUUCUGGAGGAGUUCAGAUCAGAUCAGACAAUAAGUCAUAGACUGUGCAUCAAAAUGCUCAAAAAAAAUUCAUAGGAGAUCAUGAACACUAAUUGUCUAAUAGCUAAAUGACUGAAUCCGCAGCAUCGGAACCCGUCUAGAAUGAAGUUUGCGCUUUCAAAAGUUUAGAAAUCUGUUAGGUAAAAUCGAAAGCUAGGUCAACGAUGAUGAAACCGUUAGUUUCUAUGUUUCAUAUUCAUAUAUAGCACCAUCUCUUAACAGUGAAGAAAAACGUCCCUUAUAUCUAUAACGGCUAAAGGUUCACAUCAAUUUGACCAAUUAACUCUAAAUUAAAACGUCUAAUGAAUCCAUACUUGCAUGAGACGUUACAAGCAAAGCACAACAUGUUAGUUUUGGAGCUAAUUAAAGUUAGUAAACGUGUGUCGAUUAGAAAAAGGGACAAACAUUUUAUUUAUUGAAAACGUUAUACUUACAUUCAUAUCAGUCGAUCACUACAUAUAAUAUUAGAUACAAAUUAUUUUUUUUCAUUAAUUGAUGUGUCCUCUUCUCAUCACAUAGAAAUGGUUGUCAAUCUCUGGAGAGUCUCUUUUGUCAUUAUAGUGUUGAUCCCAGAUAAAAAAAAAAGGUGAUAAAAAAGAGAAAAUAAAUUGUAGUUUGAUAAACAAAAUGGAGAAUAGGGCAUGUUUCACGGGAUUUUUCUUAGUUACAGUUUGCAGGCUCACCAGCUGCACAUAUACGAUGAUGAUGUGCUCAGCAAAGUAUCAUCAAAAGACGCUAACUAUUUCUUUUAGCAAAAAAAAAAGGACACAAACUAUAUUAUAUAUUGUGCUACCGAGGGAGCUUAAGUGUAACGUACAUCGUUGCAUGAGUUUUUUAAAAACGAACCUACUUCAAAAGAUGUGCCUGAAAGUAUUGCAAGUUGGGAAAGGUUGACACACUGCAAUUACAAAGUAUCUUUCAAAGAUGUAUAAACUCAAACGUUUUUCUUCCAAAACUCUUUUUUUUUUUCUAGAACUGACAAAGUUUGGAAUAGAUGUUCUGCUUUGGUUGAAUCUCCUACGCAAAUUUCUAGUUAAUUUAUUUAAAUGAAAAUAAUAAAAUUUGAUCAUUAAAGUUAAUUGUUUUUUUUAUUUCAGUUAAUUAUGUCAUCCCAAGUAUCUAUGGUAAUUUAAAAUUAACACACUUCUUAUCUAUUGUUUCUAAAAUAAAUAGUAUCAUGUUUCAAUUAAUAUUUUUGUCCCAAUUAUCUAUUAUUUCUAAAAUCAAUAAUAUUAUGAUGAUUAAAUCUUUUUUUUUAAAUUCCCACAAUUUAUCAAAUAAUAUAUAGAGAAUUAGCGAUAUGUUGGUAAUAUAUAACAACCAUUCAAACGAAGUACAAAUAAAUAAUAUAAUCUAAUAAUUGUAAGACAGGUCCUGAAAUUUUGAGGUUUUCAAACAAAAUAAAAAAUGAAUUUUUUUUAUCAAAAGAAAAGCCUACCUUUUUUGAAUUAGGUUUUUAGUUUUAUGGAAUUUUCUAAAUUUACUAACCCACUAAAUUUUUAUAUUAUCUAGCCCAUUAAAUUAAAACAACAAAACAAUGAAGACUUUAUAUAGGGGGUGAUUGGUUGGGCUGUAAGAAGUGAUUUUAGCUUUAAUUUUCAUCUACAACCUUAAAUACUACCAAUCAUGCUUUAUCUUAGUUUUUAAAGCUACAACCAAAAAAACUAAAGUUACAGCAAAAACAUACAAAAAGUAGUUGUAUAAAUCUUAUUUUCUAAAGCCUCAUCUUUUUAGCUGUAGGAAAUUUUAAAGCUACAUCUCUUAAAACUAAAUCAAAAAAUUCUACAGACUAAUUUCUAAAGUAAAUUUUCUACAGUUACAUCCUAACCAAUCACCCCCAUAGUCACAAAAAAAAAUAUUAUAUAUAAAAAAUAUUUGAAUUUUUGCUUCAUGGGACUUGUGGUAAAUAUUUCAUGUCUAGGGCUGGCCGUGAAUCACUGUCUCGCUGUAAAAUAAAGUACAGUAGAACCUCUAUAAAUUAAUAUUCGAUAAAUUAAUAAUUUCUAUAAAUUAAUAAAUUUUACAGGUUCUAAUUUGUGUCGGUUCAAAAUUUGAUACCAAUAGAUAAAUUAAUAAGAUAAUUUUUUUAAAAAAUUCUAUGUAACUAUAUGGUCCUCUUAAAAUUAUAAAUUAAUAAUUUAUAUAUAUAUAUUUUUUUUUAUAUAAGUAAGAACCUAUUGUUAUCUUUAUAUUUUCUUUACACUUCAUAUAUUUUUUGAUGAGAUUUAAUAAUAUUAUAUCGAAAACCACAUUUAAAUUCUAUGCAAUAUAUAUUAUAUACAACAAAUAAUAUAAUAAAAUUAAUAUAAAUGUCAAAAUUUUAAAAAUAACAAUUAAUGUUUAUAUAUUAAAAUUAGAUAUUUUCCUUAUAUUAGAAUAAAUAUAUCUUAAAAUAAAAAAUCUAAAUAAAAACACUUUUGUAAAUUAAUAUCUCUAUAAAUUAAUAAAAUUUCAAAGUUCCAACAUUAUUAAUUUAUAGAAAUUCUACUGUAUAACAUAUAACUUAGUCGUCAAUUAUCGAUGAAAUCUUCCCGGGACAAGUGACUACAAAACCAAGCCAUGCUCGUUUAAUUACAACCACAACAAAUAUUAAACAAACAUGUGUACGUAACCUUAUCUUGCAGUAUCUUUGUCUUAGCAUCAUUCGUUUCUGCGGAAUUCUAUAUUAUGCAUUAUUGACAAUGAUGACAACUAGAGAGAUAAAAUAUUAUUAUUAACAAAUUUUAUGAUUGAUAGAUAAAGUCUGUUCUUUAAAAAUCAAGAUGGAUUAAGAUCAGGAGGAAAAAAAUGAAGUUUCUCUCUCUCUUCUUCGUUCUCUCCUCAAAAUCCUUCACGAAGAAAAAGAUGAGAUGAAGCUUUGUCCGUCGCCGUUCUUCUUCGGUGACUGUUGACUCUGGUAUAUCUCGGUCGGUUUGACGAGUAUAUCCGGCUUCUGUUUCUGGCGGCUCGCGUUCACCUUGACGGAGUUGUCCGGCUUUGUUUUCCGCGUCGUGUUCGAUGGCGACGGCGGCUUCUCACCGGAAUUUCCCGGUUAUCGUUGAUUGACGCUUCCGUUUGUUACUCGCUCAACCGUCUCUCUUCUCACAUCUCUGUUAGAUGUUGGGUGGAUUGUAGAUGACUGAAUUAGCUUUGAAGCGUCGAUCUGGUGUGAGGUUAGGAUAUUGGGAAGAUCGCUCUGAGUGAGGCUUUCUUCAUCAUCCGUUUGAUAGACUUCCGGUGGUUUACCGGAAACAGUUGAAAGAGUUCCCGUCGGUGGAGAUUGGUGGUUGGUUCUCCGUAAAGCAACACGUGUCCUCGGCAGUUCGAGUUUUGACGCGUGGAUCGUCUCCGGUGAACAGAAAGCUCCGGCUUGAAUCUCACGGCGGUGGUUUGGAGGAGGUGUUUGCUGUUCUUGACGCGUGUCGAUUCCAUUUUUUUUUCUCAUUACACGUGGAGAAGAAGAUGACGGCGCUGGAACCAUUUUUUUUCUUCGAUGGUUUAGUUGUUGGGCCAUGUGUAGGUCUAGGGUUGUUGUGUUGCCUUGUCUAUGGGCCUUUCGUUUUCUGAAUAAUGUUUUGGGCUGUUGUAACUUUUUUGGUGUUAUAAUAAAAUACCAGACGGAAAAAAAAAGAUGGAUUAAGAUCAGGAAAACUAUAUAUUAAAAGAAACCCACAUAAAACUAUCUUAUAACCAAAAAUUUGAUGAUUUAGUGAAUGUUUUGUUGUUGUCAAUGAUGAUAUGAUGAUUUAGUGAUUAGUGAUUAUGUAUCUUGGUAUUGUCACCACUACAAUUAUAUAAAAAGUAAUACUGCGGAUAGACCACAUGAUCGCUUAGAUCUGAGUAUCAUCAGUUUGAAAUCCAAAUAAAUAAUUGUAUAAUAGUCAGAAUUUAAAUAUUUUAGAGCAGUUAGGACAUGUGUCCAAUAUAAUAUUUAAAAAUAGAAUGAUUUGAUUUCUGAUGAAUUUUAGGUGAUUUUAGGUGAUGUAGAGAAAUUGUUAUGAUUUAGAUUGAACAGUAUUUAGUUUCAACUAAAACUACAAUUUUGUAAUUUUACGGCAAACUGUAUGUUUACUAUUGGAGUUACAGAUAAAUAACUAUAGUCCCAAAUAUAAUUUGACUUUCCUAAAUACUUGGAAAUGCCUGGAAUUAUCCUACGCAAUCUCAAAUGUAGUAUACUCAAAGUGGACGCUACUGUAAUUACAACGUCCUCUCACUGCCACAAGUUGUAUAUACACAUAAAAUUGCCAUUGCCUUCUCGCCACUUAAUACAAGUACACAAAAACAAAAAGAGAGCAAAAACACAAUCAUCUCUCCAUCUCCCUCAACCAAACCUUCUGCACAAAGUUUAAGAUUACAAGCCACAUUCCCAACUAUCCCCCGAAAGGAGUCUAGCGCCCCAACGGAAGGGAUGUUAAAUCCGUUGUGACCAAGACUCGAACCCGGGUGGCGGGCAGUACAGCUGUACCUCCUUUACCACCAAGCUACGAGCGCUUGGUUAGCUCAUAUUAUCUUGUUAAUUAGGUCUUUAUCUAUAAGUUUUCUUCACCUAUUCUGAUGUUGCAUCUAAUUUUCCGGUUCCUGAAUCGUAUUAAGAAGUUUUUAAGACUUAA
Molecule: messenger RNA, 9624 nt
Organism: Brassica rapa (field mustard)
Lineage: Eukaryota; Viridiplantae; Streptophyta; Magnoliopsida; Brassicales; Brassicaceae
Product: probable folate-biopterin transporter 2
Cellular component (GO): membrane
Source: RefSeq, a predicted model, not a curated record